UAAGCGUUUUACGAAACUGAAAGAUCCUUGUCCUUUUGAACCUUUCUCUCCCUUCUUCUACUUCCCAACGGCUACUUCAUCACAUCUUCAUUCAUUCAUUCACCUUCCUCUUCUCUCUUCAUUCUUUCAUCAUCUAAACCCUAAAUUCAGCUUUCACUUCUCACACCCAAACACAAUUCAGCUUUGUUUCCUCAGGGUGUGAAAAGCUUUCUUGGGGGUUCAAUUUUGCAUCUGAAACUCUUCUAUAUUGUUUCAUUCUUUGGAUAUUUUACCUUCUCUCCCCUGGUGGUGGGAGAAAGGCAUGCGCAUAGGAGUGAUGGUGAUGAUGACUCAAACUUUGAAAACAAAAAUGUCAUCCUAUGAUGACCAUGACAAGAAUUUGCGCCUCUCUACCUUGCCCACUGUUAGACCUGGAAGCUGUCAAUGGCGCCAAAGAUGCACUGGUACUUUGGUUAUUGCAAUUGCAGCACUUCUCAUGUCUACCACUGCUUGGCUUUCCCUUGUCUUCUCUGAUGCAACUACUUGUUGUUUUGAUCGGUUAAGGGGAUUGGAAAGUAGCCCCCGCUAUUUCCCUUGGAAUAACUGCUUUCAUCAUCACCAUUCAAAAGGAAAAUCUCCACCUUCUCUACAAUAUGGAACCAAGGGAGGUCUUCACAAUGGUAGCAGUACUGAUGACCAGGAAGGCUUGUCACUUAAACAUAUUGUGUUUGGCAUAGCAGGAUCUUCUCAACUUUGGAAACGACGAAAAGAAUAUGUCAGACUAUGGUGGCGUCCCAAUGACAUGCGUGGGCAUGUUUGGCUAGAUGAACAAGUACUUCAACAACAUGGAGAUGAUUUAUUGCCCCCAACCAUGAUUUCUGAAGACAUCUCACACUUUCGCUACACUAAUCCCACUGGUCAUCCUUCUGGUCUUCGGAUUUCUCGCAUUGUCAAAGAGAGCUUUGACCUUGGCCUCUCAAAUGUGCGCUGGUUUGUCCUCUGUGAUGACGAUACCAUCUUCAAUGUGGAUAACCUUGUGGAUGUUCUCAGCAAGUAUGAUUCCUCUGAAAUGAUCUAUAUAGGAAGCCCCUCGGAGAGCCAUUCAGCAAAUUCAUAUUUUAGUCACUCAAUGGCCUUUGGUGGUGGCGGAAUUGCAGUAAGUUAUCCUCUUGCAAAGGCACUUUCUGAGAUUCUUGAUGAAUGCAUAGAGAGGUAUCCCAAACUCUAUGGUAGUGAUGACCGCUUACACGCCUGCAUUACUGAGCUUGGAAUUCCGUUGACAUGGGAGCAUGGUUUUCACCAGUGGGACAUAAGAGGUGAUGCCCGUGGUCUGCUCUCCUCUCACCCGAUAGCACCAUUUGUGUCUAUUCAUCAUGUUGAAGCUGUUAAUCCCUUUUACCCUGGCUUGAGCUCUUUGGAUAGCCUGAAACUUUUUACAAAGGCCAUGAGAGCAGAUCCCAGAAGCUUCUUGCAGCGUUCAAUAUGUUACGACAAUUCUCAGCAUCUAACGUUCUCAGUUUCACUCGGUUAUGGGGUUCAAGUCCUUCCUAACAUUGUAUCUCCCCGUGAGCUGGAGCGCUCGGAACGAACUUACUCUGCUUGGAAUGGCAUUAGUCAAAGGAAUGAAUUCGACUUUGAUGCUAGGGACCCAUCCAGAUCCAUUUGUAGAAAACCAGUUCUCUUCUUUCUCAAAGAUGCUAGAAAAGAAGGUAAUGCUACUUUGGGCUCAUAUGUUCGGAGUGGAGAUAAAGACGAUUUCAAAAGAAGAAUUUUGUGCUUUCCUCACAUCCCACCUUUGCGCAAUGUGCAAGAGAUCCAGGUAGUGGCGCAUCCUUUGAGCAAGAAUUGGCAUCUGGUUCCACGUCGACUCUGUUGCAGGCAAACCAAAUCAAGCAAAGAACUUCUCCAAAUCUCAGUUGGGCAGUGUGGGAAGGGAGCUUGAUUUUCUAGGUGGGUUUUUGGGACAUUAUGGCAUGUUAAAUUAUCCUCAUAUAGAGUUUGUACAUGAUUUGCAUUUCGAGUGAAGAGCUAAUUCCAUGCGGCAUCUUUUUUAAUCUUGAAUUGAGGUUUAUUAAACUUAGUAGACAUUUGAACCUAGAUGCUAGAAAAAAAAGGUUUCUAACACCAAA
This is a messenger RNA of Arachis duranensis, 2108 nucleotides long. RefSeq lists its product as uncharacterized. Gene Ontology annotation, molecular function: acetylglucosaminyltransferase activity. The record is from RefSeq and is a predicted model, not a curated record. Lineage: Eukaryota; Viridiplantae; Streptophyta; Magnoliopsida; Fabales; Fabaceae. The transcript is spliced from 5 exons. Bases 302 to 1921 code for a protein of 539 amino acids.